This is a messenger RNA of Amaranthus tricolor (Joseph's coat), 2682 nucleotides long. Its product is annotated as probable sugar phosphate/phosphate translocator At1g06470. The coding region runs from base 869 to 2047 and encodes 392 amino acids. Gene Ontology annotation, cellular component: endoplasmic reticulum-Golgi intermediate compartment; Golgi apparatus; cis-Golgi network. Gene Ontology annotation, biological process: UDP-glucose transmembrane transport. Lineage: Eukaryota; Viridiplantae; Streptophyta; Magnoliopsida; Caryophyllales; Amaranthaceae. The record is from RefSeq and is a predicted model, not a curated record. Gene Ontology annotation, molecular function: antiporter activity. The transcript is spliced from 12 exons.
ACCCCACCACUCCCCCAUUGCCCUACUUUGACCACCACCCUUAAACCAAAUCCACCUUUGAACCCCGAUCCAACCUCGAACCCAUAAUACCCUCAAACCAAGACCACCCUUUAACUUUAUCGUUUGAAUCUUUUGAAGUUUGUGAUUGUCACAAAAAUUGAAAGGUGAAGAGGAUGUGAAAGUUAGAAGCGAGGAGAGGGGAAAAUUUGGUGGUGUGGGGGAAGGGGUGGCCACUAUGGGGGAGGGGGUGCAAGGUGAUGGUGAGAGGGAAGACUUGUCCCACGUCGAUUAUAUAUGCAAUUGGUAUGGUAUGGGGUUUAUAAGCAAGUAAACUAUCUAACUUAAUAGACUAAUUCGAUGAACUCUUCUAUUUGUCUUAUCAAACAAGAUUUUUUUUUUAAAAAAAGUUGGUAGAUUUCAAAUUUUCACAAUUUGUGAAAGUAAAGAACGUUGAUUUUAAACUACGUAAAGGGCCAAGAGGCUAACGACCAUACCAAAUAAAGCAAACGGCAACUUGAACCCAUCUGACGUCGACCGAACACAAAAUCCCUCCUUUUCGUAGAUCCGAUCGUCAACUUCUUUCUCAUUGAUCUGCAAAUUCGACAUUUCCAUAAUCCAGCUUCAAAAUUUGGUGUAUUGAUGGAAAGAGAUGAAAUUCAACGAAUCAUCAUCAUCCAAUGCGUUAAGCAGAGAACAAUGAGUUCUUAAACUGCUCAUUUCUCAGUCCCGAUUUCUCCUUCUUCAACUGUUGCGAUUGAAUCAGUUUUUACAGACUCAAAUUCAAUUAAUAGAAUAAGAAAAAGAAUAAGGAAAGUAAGGCGACAAUUUUGAGUUUCCAUUUCAGUUGCAGAAUUAACGAGCAAUUGGAAUGGAUAAACACGGUGAUUUCAGUAAAGAUGAUCAUGAUCAUGAUAAUAAUGGCAAUGAGAGUUAUGUUCCGUUCGAUGUUGAAGUUAGAGAUUUUAAAGAAGAUAGGGUUCCGAGUGUUGUGGAUGAUACUAGUGAAGUUUCAGCCGCUAAUGUUUUGAAGACUUUGUUUUUCAUAUGCGUUUGGUAUACUUUCAGCUUGUUUUUAACGCUGUAUAAUAAAUCCUUGUUAGGGGAUCACAUGGGAAAGUUCCCGGCUCCCUUGUUGAUGAACUCAUUUCACUUUUCCAUGCAAGCUAUUUUAUCUAAAACUAUUACUUGGAUUUGGUAUGAAAGAUUUCACAAAGGUGAACAAAUGACAUGGAGGGAUUACUUUGCCAAAGUUUGUCCUACAGCUCUUGCAACGGCACUGGAUAUUAACUUGAGCAAUGUAUCACUUGUUUUCAUCUCUGUUACAUUUGCCACUAUGUGUAAAUCUACGUCUCCAAUAUUUCUUCUUCUCUUUGCGUUUGCUUUCAGGUUGGAGUCUCCAAGUUUAAAACUUUUUGGAAUCAUUCUAGUCAUCUCUUUUGGAAUUCUGUUAACUGUUGCGAAGGAUACAGAAUUUGAGAUUUGGGGAUUUAUCUUUGUUAUGCUUGCUUCUGUUAUGUCUGGAUUCCGGUGGUGUAUGACACAAAUUCUUCUGCAGAAAGAAUCCUAUGGGUUGAAGAACCCGCUUACCUUCAUGAGCUAUGUGACCCCAAUCAUGGCGCUGGUGACUGGUUUAAUGUCUCUUCUGCUGGACCCAUGGGAUGAGUUUCCUCAGAAUAAAUAUUUUAACAGCUCCUGGCAUAUCACAAGAAGCUGUUUGCUCAUGCUUUUUGGAGGUUUUCUGGCCUUUUUCAUGGUACUAACGGAGUAUAUCCUAAUCUCAGUAACGAGUGCAGUAACGGUCACAAUAGCAGGAAUUGUUAAGGAGGCUGUUACCAUAAUUGUUGCUGUCUUCUACUUCCAUGAUGAAUUUACGUGGUCGAAAGGGGUUGGUCUUCUAAUAAUUAUGGUUGGCGUCAGUUUAUUCAAUUGGUUCAAAUACCAGAAGAUUCAGGAGGUUCAAGUCAAUGAAAAUGCCAGGAAUCGGUCAGUUGCAACUAAUAUCCCCGCAAAAUAUGUCAUUCUUGAAGAGGCUGAUGAUCACAUAUGAAAAUAUUCCUGUUUUACAAGUAUUCGUCAAGGGAAAUCUCAUUUGGCUUAGAGUUAACGUGUAAAAAGAGCAUCAAACAUCCUGUAUGUAUACCACAUAAUUUUUCGUCCACCUUCCUGUACUGUUGGCAAAACCUUACAUGUUUAGGUGGGAGAUACAGUUGAGUCGAUUCAUUUUUCGAAUUGGACAUACCUUCUCAUGCCGUCAGCCUAAAAGUUGCAGCAACUGUCCGAAGCAUUAUAUCGAGCUGCUUGCUGUAUUGUUUUUGCCCUGUGUACCCGUUAUACCAGUCAUUAGAUUGUAUGUACUGUUAAAGACAUCAAAAUUCAACCGGCUUUUUUAAAUAGGUGAGAUGAGAUGUAAUAUAGCAAACUUCUGUACAUCAAUGGCGUUAAUUUUAUUUGUUAAAUAUUGUAACCAACAAAUUCAAAUAAAUAGUGUAACAUUCUGUCUGUGGAUUUCUACAGUUCAAUUGCAUAAGCAAAUACACGGCCUUAGUUCAGUGUUGGCGGAUCAACUGAGAGACCUAGAGUUGUAUUAUGAAGUAUUUUGAUCAAUCAUGGCUUGAAGAAGCACACAUCAAUAUGAAAACUACUUGAUCCAAAUUAUCAUAUUUGAACCUGACUAAACACUGG